UUGACUUCCUGUAUUGAAAUGAGCCGUUUGCAAAUAAUGGUUUGUUGUGGAUCCAAUCAUUAUCUCACCUAUUUCAAUGCUUCUCUUAACAUUGUCAGUGUUUAAAGUGAUAGGGCAUUCAUAGUAUGAGUCGGGCUGUCAUUCAGAUUGUCCCAGAAUGCAAAUCUGUACAGGUCCUUUUUAUUUUCACUUUCACAAUCAAAUCGGACAGAUAACCUGACAGAAAUUGCCGAAUUUUUCUCAGGCGCGAGGAUGACGACGUUAUUUGUCACCAUCCUGGUGCUCCUGCAUGUAUCAUUUGCCCCAUCUUUAGCGGCACAGCUUCCAGGAGACCAUGAUACCAACGACAAGUCUUCCUCACUUCUACCUCCCGUCGCCACUAAUGGCCAACCUUUCCCCUGGAUCCACAUGCGACUUCCUGAAACUGUCUCUCCAAUCCACUAUGACCUCCUCGUCCACCCUAACCUGACCAGCCUAGACUUCACCGGAGCGGUGCAGAUUCAACUCCAGGUCUUCGAGGACACCUCUACCAUCAUCCUCCACAGCAAGGAACUCCAGAUAGCUAAAGCUGAGCUCUUGGCACCGGAAGGUCCAGGGUCACUCCCAGUGCCUCUGCAGGUGUUGGAGUACCCAGCCUUCCACCAGCUAGCUCUGAUGUCUGAUGUGCUGCUGGUCAGAGGUGGGACGUACAAGGUUCGUCUGGAGUUCUCUGCCAACCUGUCUGACAGUUUCCACGGUUUCUACAAGAGCUCCUAUCGCACAACCACGGGAGAGGUCAGAUUGAUGGCGUCCACUCAGUUUGAAGCGACCAGUGCCCGAGCAGCCUUCCCCUGUUUCGAUGAGCCGGCGUUCAAAGCCAAUUUCACCAUCCAGAUACGACGGGAGUCACGCCACUUCGCCCUCUCCAACAUGCCCAAGGUACCCUGCCCACGCCACAUCGCCCUCUCCAACAUGCCCAAGGUACCCUGCCCACGCCACAUCGCCCUCUCCAACAUGCCCAAGGUAAAGACAGUAGAGUUACCAGGUGGCGUGCUGGAGGACCACUUUGACACCAGCGUUAGGAUGAGCACCUACCUGGUGGCCUUCAUCGUCUCUGACUUCCAGUCUGUCAGCAAGACCACUAGUCACGGAGUCAAGAUCUCAGUAUAUGCUGUACCAGACAAGAUCAACCAGACAGACUUUGCCCUGAAUGCUGCAGUCAGACUGUUGGACUUCUACGAUGACUACUUUGACAUCCCGUAUCCUCUACCCAAACAGGACCUGGCAGCUAUCCCAGACUUCCAGUCGGGUGCGAUGGAGAACUGGGGUCUGACCACAUACCGCGAGGCUGGGCUGCUCUUUGACCCCAACAAGAGCUCCGCCUCUGACAAGCUAGGCAUCACCAUGGUGAUCGCACAUGAGCUGGCACACCAGUGGUUUGGUAACCUAGUGACCAUGCAGUGGUGGAAUGACCUGUGGCUCAACGAGGGCUUUGCAAAGUUCAUGGAGUUUGUGUCAGUUAACAUCACCAAUCCUGAGCUGCAAGUGAAUGACUUCUUCCUAGGGAAGUGUUUUGAGGCGAUGGAGGUGGAUUCAUUAAGCUCCUCCCACCCCGUUUCCAGCCAGGUGGACACUCCUACUCAGAUCCAGGAGAUGUUUGACGAUGUCUCCUACGAUAAGGGGGCGUGUAUUCUGAACAUGCUGAGAGACUUCCUGACCCCAGAGGCGUUUAAGAUUGGUAUUGUCCGUUACCUCAGACGUUACAGCUAUCAGAAUACUGUCAACAGCCAUCUGUGGGAGAGCCUCACUAACAUCUGCCAGUCAGAUGAUCUGGAUGAGGGCAGACUGAAAGAUGAUGGGUUCUGUUCUCAGGAAAAGGCCCAGUCUGGAGCUCCUAAGUGGUACUCAGGCGAUCAGCUGGACGUGAGGGCCAUCAUGGACACGUGGACGCUGCAGGAGGGGUUUCCCCUGGUCACUGUAGAGGUCAGGGGUCGCCAGGUCAGACUCAGCCAGGAGAGAUACCUCAAGACCGACGAUCCCUCACAGACACACGGCUUCCUGUGGCAGGUUCCUCUGACCUACAUCACCAGCAGCUCCAGCACAGUGCAUCGCUUCCUGCUCAAGACCAGGACAGACGUGCUGUACCUACCAGAGGAGGUGGAGUGGGUCAAGUUUAACGUGGAUAUGAGUGGUUACUACAUGGUCCAUUACGAGGGGGAAGGCUGGCGUUCUCUGACCUCCCUGCUGCUGACCAAUCACAGGGCUCUGAGCUCCAACGACCGCGCCUCCCUCAUAAACAAUGCCUUCCAAUUGGUCAGUGUUGGUAAGGUAGGACUGGACACAGCCUUGGACCUGUCUCUGUAUCUGUCCAAGGAGACAGACAUCAUGCCUGUCACCCAGGGUCUGGGGGAGCUGGUCCCUCUCUACAAACUGAUGGAGAAGAGAGACAUGGAGGGUCUGGAGAACCAGAUGAAGGGCUACAUCGUGGAGCUGUUCCGGGGUUUGAUAGACCGUCAGACGUGGAGUGACGAGGGCUCUGUUUCCCAGAGGGUUCUAAGGAGCUACCUGCUGCUGUUCGGUUCUGUCAGGAACCAUCCCCCCUGUGUCGCUACCGCCACACACCUCUUCAACAAGUGGAGGGCCUCCGACGGCAACAUGAGUCUCCCCAGUGAUGUCAGCUUGGCGGUGUUUGCCAUUGGUGCUCGUGACCCCGAGGGGUGGGAUUUCCUCUUUGAGAAGUACCGCCAUUCGCAGCACACAUCUGUCAAGAGCCGCAUCAAGUCUGCCCUGUCCAUCAGCCCUCUGCAACACAAGCUAAAGCGGUUAAUGGAGCAGAGUCUUGCGGGCGAGGUGAUGAAGACUCAGGACCUUCCUCAUGUGGUCAUCUCUGUCAGCAGGAACCCGAAAGGGUACAAGCUGGCCUGGGACUUCCUCAGACACAACUGGCACACAAUGGUGAAGAAGUUUGACCUGGGGUCCCACUCUAUCUCAGGCAUGGUGACCGGUGUGACCAACCAGUACUCCACCAGGGAGAUGCUGGACGAGGUUCGCGGGUUCUUUGACUCUCUGUCUGAGGAGACAGGUUCUGGUCUGAGGUGUAUUCAACAGACGUAUGAGAGCAUUGAAGAGAACAUCCGCUGGAUGGACCAGCACCUGCCCCAGCUAAAGGCCUGGCUGGACAGACAGGCCCAGGGAGCCAGGACAGAGACACGGGGCCACGAGGAUCUAUAGGCCUUCUAUGCAGUACAGGGCAGGGUUCCCCAACUAGCGGGACGAAUUUGGCCCGUAGCUGGUUUUAUUUGGCCUCCCCAGGUUUUCUGAGAAUUUUUUUAUUUUUUAUUGUUGGGACAUAAAAUAUUAAAAACACCAGGAAAUCAACCAGUUGAUUUUAAUUUAAGAAAUCUGUUCCAAAGUAUUAUCACGCAUAAUAGGGAGACACGUGUUCGUAUACAAAUGUAAGCAAGGUUUGAAAUGAUCAUGUUUUCGUCAAACAUAUCUGUUUAGGCUUCUUGCGGUCUACAAAUGAUUUGUAAUUAUGUACCGGCUCCCCCGCUCAAGAGAAAUCAUCCCGCAGCUGAAUCUCGUCGAUAAUCCCUGGUCUAGAUCGCAGAAUGAUUAUGGCUGUGUUUGAGAGCAUCAAAACCGGGAUGAAUUAUGCGGAAAUUGUGACUAACUGAUGUAGAAAUAAUAUCGAGUAGUUAUUUAUGAUGCAAGAUGAUUUGUAAAUUAGUCAAUCUCGACUCACCUUUAAAGAAUAAUAUUUCCAGUGUUGCUAACACUGGAUAUCACAUUUGUGUCUGAGACAAAGGUCGGCACAAGGUUAAGACCCUAAACUAUUCUAUUUUUCAUCUUCGGUAAAUUUAUAAGAAUUGACUCAGUUAAUCAGUUACCCUCACCUUAACUUUAAAACAGACGUGUCUACGACUCGGUUUGUCAUUUGUUUGUGUGAUUAAUUUAUUAUACAAUACUGUCAGCAUAAAUAUGUAUGAGCCUUUUUUAAAUAUUUAUAAAGGUUAAAGGUUGUCCCCACUUCUUAGGGGAUCAUAACCACCAGGAGAUUUUCUCCACAUAAGCGUUACCUUGGUUACUGUUCCCUGGAGAAACAGCCCAGUCCUGCAUCUCAGAGGAGGCUCCUUCUAUUGCAUUUGUUGUCUCACUUGUGUUGUGUGUUUUUGCUGAUCUUGGUGUGUUUUUGUUGCAUUUAUGAUCUCGAUGCCCUGCUGGGGCUUUUUUUUUGUCUGUGUUUUUCAGAUUUUUGUGAGAAUUAAAAUGUUGACAAGAAUCUGUAUUUUGUUAAAAUACUGAAAUGAAAAAUAUUGAUUGUAAAACUGUCAUUUAAUGGAAGGCUCUGGCUAAGAGAUGGGGACAGACAGACGAGUCUAAAUGAAUAAAGAGAACAUACAAUAAGA
Molecule: messenger RNA, 4388 nt
Organism: Oncorhynchus keta (chum salmon)
Lineage: Eukaryota; Metazoa; Chordata; Actinopteri; Salmoniformes; Salmonidae
Gene: erap1b
Product: endoplasmic reticulum aminopeptidase 1b
Exons: 20
Coding region: 253-3210 (985 amino acids)
Biological process (GO): proteolysis; peptide catabolic process
Cellular component (GO): cytoplasm
Molecular function (GO): metalloaminopeptidase activity; zinc ion binding; peptide binding
Source: RefSeq, a predicted model, not a curated record